CGUGCCACCGAAAUCAAAUUCUUCAAUCUCCCGCAUCAUACUUCAUAACGCCUCUCUUUUUCCUCUCUCUCUCUAGCCCCAAGCAUACCAGAUUACCAGACCAGCACACCUACAUUUCUCUCUCUAGAACUCCAUUGACUAGGGUUUGGUUUGGGAGAAGAGGCAGCCGGAAAUGGGGCAGCAGUCGUUGAUCUACAGCUUUGUGGCGAGAGGCACGGUGAUCCUCUCCGAGUACACGGAGUUCACCGGCAAUUUCACCAGCAUAGCUUCGCAAUGCCUCCAGAAACUUCCUGCUACCAACAACAAGUUCACUUACGACUGCGAUGGCCACACUUUCAACUACCUCGUCGAUGAUGGCUUCACAUAUUGUGUUGUUGCCGUAGAAGCUGUUGGCAGACAGAUUCCUAUUGCAUUUCUUGAACGCAUUAAGGAAGAGUUUACCAAGAAAUAUGGAGGUGGAAAAGCCGCUACAGCUGUUGCUGGUAGCUUGAAUAGAGAGUUCGGGCCCAAGAUGAAGGAGCAGAUGCAGUACUGUGUGGAUCAUCCAGAAGAGAUCAGUAAGCUAGCAAAGGUGAAAGCUCAGGUUUCAGAAGUCAAAGGGGUGAUGAUGGAAAACAUCGAAAAGGUUCUUGACCGUGGUGAGAAGAUUGAGAUUCUAGUAGACAAAAGUGAGAACCUUCGCUCACAGGCACAAGAUUUCAGAACAAAUGGAACUCAGGUGAGGAGGAAGAUGUGGUUACAGAACAUGAAGAUAAAGCUCAUUGUCCUGGGGAUUAUCAUCGCCUUGAUUCUGAUUAUUGUAUUGUCAGUUUGUGGGGGUUUCAAAUGUUAAUUUUGUUUCAUUAGGAUGGCAAUACCGGAAAUCAGAAGUCUUAUAUCAUUCCAUUUUAUUUGCUGCUGCACGCCUGCACAUUUCACUUUGUAGCCUAUAUAUAACAUGUGACACGUACAUUCCCUUGUAUAGUGUGUUCACCGAAUUUAUUAUUAGUACUAUUAUUUAUUAUUAGUGUGAUAAAUAUUACGGAGUAGUAUUUAUUAUUUGUGAUAUAAAUGCCUAUAUUAGAUUCAAACAGCCGAUUCAAA
This is a messenger RNA of Cuscuta epithymum, 1083 nucleotides long. The record is from the annotation of a GenBank genome assembly. Lineage: Eukaryota; Viridiplantae; Streptophyta; Magnoliopsida; Solanales; Convolvulaceae.